Molecule: messenger RNA, 3209 nt
Organism: Aphis gossypii (cotton aphid)
Lineage: Eukaryota; Metazoa; Arthropoda; Insecta; Hemiptera; Aphididae
Gene: CARPB
Product: carbonic anhydrase-related protein 10
Exons: 11
Coding region: 369-1343 (324 amino acids)
Molecular function (GO): zinc ion binding; carbonate dehydratase activity
Source: RefSeq, a predicted model, not a curated record
GAGCGCGUGUUGUAGUCGCACGGCGUCCGCCGCGUCACUCAAUCGGCUCUCGCGCUCCGACACGCGCGCGACGACGCCGCCGCUGACGAAAAAACCGACGACACGACGACCGGAAAGAGUCGCAUCCGGGCCCGGUGCUUUACAAGCUCUCUCUAUCUCUCCCCCCCUCCGUACGUCCUCCGUAUAAUAUACACUUGACGUGUAUCGUCAAAACGGAAAUUUUUCUUGAAAUUUACACUUUUCAUACACACACACACACGAGCACACACACACACACACACACAAGCGCCCGAGUAUAAAACGCGCGAUCCAAGUCGCCGCCGACGACGCUGUCGCGGAACCCGCACACUUUGUAUUCAUUAUCUCGGAUGAUUUCAUCCGUGGCAAUGUUACCAUCAAUCUUGGCGAUUGGAAUUUUUUUACAAACGCUCAUACCAGUUUUGUCUACGGUGAGCUGGGAAGAUUGGUGGACAUACGAUGGUAUAUCAGGACCGGCGUUCUGGGGCUUGAUAAAUCCCGAGUGGAGCCUCUGCAACAAAGGCCGACGACAGUCACCCGUAAACUUAGACCCGGAAAAAUUGCUCUACGAUCCCAACUUGACUGAACUGCACGUGGACAGGCAACGGGUGGACGGUAUGAUAUGCAAUACCGGUCACAGCGUUAUGUUCUAUCUAGAGAACGGCACCAAGAACCACAUAAAUAUCACCGGUGGACCGCUUUCGUACAAAUAUCAAGUGUAUGAGAUACACAUACACUACGGUCAGCAGGACGAAGUGGGCUCCGAACACUCGAUCAAUGGUUAUUCGUUUCCGGCAGAGCUUCAGAUAUUCAGUUUCAACUCGCAGCUGUUCGCCAACUACUCGGAUGCGGUGCAGAGAUCACAUGGCAUCGUCGUUCUAUCAUUACUAUUACAGCUUGGAGAUUUAUCAAAUCCAGAAUUACGGAUACUCACUGAUCAUUUGGACAUGAUCAAAUAUAGCGGCGACGAAGUUCCUGUGAAGAGAUUGUCAGUCGCCGAUUUGUUGCCUGCCACUCAUUACUACAUGACGUACGACGGCUCUACUACGGUUCCCGCGUGUCACGAAACCGUUACCUGGUUAAUACUAAACAAACCAAUCUACAUCACUAAACAACAACUGUACAGUCUGCGGAGCUUGAUGCAGGGCAGUAAGAAGAACCAAGGAAUGGCGCCGCUGGGCAACAAUUUCCGACCACCUCAACCGCUGCAUAAUCGGCUGGUGCGCACCAAUAUCGAUUUCAACCCAAGAAAGGACGAUGAGAAAUACUGCCCAAGCAUGCACAAAGACGUAUACUACAAGGCCAACGACUGGAAACCGAACUAAUAACGUACCUGCGUAAACAACACGCCGCCGCCGCCACCGCGGUCAUCCGUCGAAACAACAACACCCGUCAUCGGCCGACCCGGGCGACAUUCCAGUAUACAUAUUAUUUAUGAUAUAAUAUUAUUGUGUAAAAUAAAUUAUUUAAUUAAGUAUAAAAACAAUUUAAAAAAAAAAAAAUGGCUCGCCGAGUGUCGACGAAAAAACUAUAAAAAAUAACCGACUCUAAGACUCCCCGAGGACUCUCUCUCUCUCUCACUUUUUCUUACGCCAUCUCUAAAAUUAUAUUACUCUUUCCUACAACACUCCAAACAGAUUAAUUUUGGCCCGAGUUCGCGUCUUUAUUCCGGUAGUCACACCACCGCACGAUAAUAAUGUUAUCCGUUCCGUCUUCAGUUUGUUUUCGUUUCGACGACAGUCGUAAUAACUAAUAAUAAUAAUCGUAUGAAAUUUAUGAUAUCGUAUAUUUUAUAAAGGAAAAAAACCCGUGUUGCUGUGUACUCGAAAAUCGGUACCACAGACAUCUAGUCUGUAUUCUACCGGAUCGUGCGAGAUUGAGGAGUACCUUAGGGUCGGGUUUUUUUUUUGCGUUUUUUCUAUUUUUAUUUUUGUUUUCAGGGAUAAUAGUUGUAUUAAUAAUAUAUAUGUCUUCGGCUCGAUAUCGGGAGGUUCUUGGAAACAGAAUCUUUCGCGUUCCAAUAACUAUAAUGUUAUGGGACUAAAACAAACGCACGCGAAAACCCUCGAACGAAACAAUAUAUGUAGUGUAGCCAAUAAAAUAUAUAGUACCCACCUACCUAUAACAACUCUAUUCAUACACGCCGACGACUUUCAUAAAAAUCGCUCUCAGUUUUUCCGACUUUUAUAGAUUUUGCAUUAGUACACGUUGUGUUUAUGGCACAUGAAAUGUUUUCCCGUAUAAUGUCGUUCCGAAAUAUGUAUUCGUCAUUACGCGGAAUUUCUCGCUUAAAUCGUAUUUCUUACUCUAAUCUCGGGCAUCGAAGCAUAAUACAAAUCACACGUUGUAUACGCAAAACGUUAAUGUUUACCUUUCUAAAUAUUUCUUUUUUUUUAUUUAUUACUACUCGAACGGCGCAGCACAGUUUUUCGUAAAAUCAAGUUGUUAUUACGUGUCGGACGUACACUAAUCGUUUUAAUUGUUAUCAUGUACAUUUAUUCAUCAAUAUUAUUACAAAAUUAUAUCAGUAGACGGAUUUAUUUUUUCAAAAAAUAUCGAACGCUUGUUUUGAAAAAUCCCGUUGAUCUUAAAAUCUACAUCACUAUUAUUUUAGUAAAAUUAAAUAAUAUAAUAUACAAUUAUUAUUUAUUUAUAUUAUCCGUAUUACUGUUUGGAUAUUAAAUAAUCUAAUACACAGUACGAUAAUGGUAUAUUAUGUAAAUUAAAAUUAAGUUCAUAAUUAUUGUUGUUCUCGACGUAGAUACCUAUUUAAUAAUAAUAACAUGGGAAAAAACCCUGACGUGCUUAAACUAACUUCUAUAAUAUUCUAACUCAUUUACUUACGGAUUUUUACGAUAUUUUAGAGCCUGUUGAUAUCGAGCUGAUUUUGCACUGCGUUUAAAAAAAAAAACAUAAUCAUCUCAUACGCGAAUACAUUACACAUAUCUCCAUGAUUGUAAUAAUUUAUAUUCAUGUAAUCAGUUUCAGAGCACUCUUAAUUUUGACUGAAAUUCAAUUGAAACAUAUUAUUUUGCUAGCGUCUUAAUUUUAUUGUAAUAUUGUAAUAAUACAAAAGUGCAUACAUAUACAUUAUGCAUAUUAUUAUAUGGAUGUCUGUAGUGUGUCAAGGUUCCUACAAUACGUUGUUAUCAUUAUUAGUGUAUAAUAAACCUUUGACUAAGUGUUUUUGA